GGCAGAUAAAGAUGGAGUUGGUGUCAUGUGAGAGGAGGCUGCAGAAGCUCAUUAAUAGGACGACCUUUAAACACUGUAUAGAGUACACGGAAACAUUAACAGGAGUAGCGCUGGAGAACAAGGAAAUCAAAUUUGACAAGCCUAUAUAUAUUGGUAAAUAUAAUAUCAAUUUUUCUAAUGUUUUAUUUGCUAACACAUUUAUUAUUUUAUAGGAUUUGCGGUUUUGGAUAUCAGCAAAACGCUAAUGUAUGAGUACCACUAUGACGUCAUGAAGAAACAUUAUGGUGAUAAUAUUAAGUUAAUGUACACUGAUACGGGUAAAUAUAUUAAAAAUAUUUUCAUUUGUAUACAUAUUAAUUAAUAUCAUUAUUACAGAUUCACUGAUAUAUCAGAUUAUGACAGAUGAUUUUUAUGAUGAUGUGAAGAAUAACCCCAUCUUGUUAAACCGCUUGGAUACUGCAGACUUGCCGGUAGAGCAUCCAUGCCAUACGACUGUGAGGAAGAAAGUCCCCGGAUUUUUCUCAGAUGAAACAAAGGGACAUAUAAUGACUGAGUUUUGUGCACUACGUGCAAAGUCUUAUGCAUAUAAUAUUUAUGCAGGAGAAGAGGAUGAGCAGAAAGCUAAUGAGGAUGAGAGUAAAAUUGGAGGGGGGAAUAUUAAAGCGAAGGGGAUCAAAGCGCAUGUGGUUAAAAACCACAUGUCGCUUGCUGAUCAUGUCAAGUGUCUGCAAGAUGAUCCAGGCCUGAUAAGAUACAGUAUGAAUACAUCUAUAAGGUCAUACAAACAUAAUCUAGUGACGCAGAAUAUGAAUAAACUAACUUAUAACAGCUACGAUGACAAACGUGUGGUGUUACAGGACAAAAUACAUACACUAGCCCAUGGACACUACAGUAUAGAGUAAGUUAAUACAAUUUUAUAUUUUUGAAUUAUUUUACUUAUAAUAUUUUUAUUUUAUAGGGGGGAUGACAAUAUAGACUUGAUGGAGAUUGACUUUGAGGUGGAUGAUGGAGAACAAGAAUGGUCAGAUUUGAAAAAAGAGGUUA
Myzus persicae (green peach aphid) is the source of this 1044-nucleotide messenger RNA. RefSeq lists its product as uncharacterized. Lineage: Eukaryota; Metazoa; Arthropoda; Insecta; Hemiptera; Aphididae. The record is from RefSeq and is a predicted model, not a curated record. Bases 396 to 902 code for a protein of 168 amino acids. The transcript has a single exon.